Messenger RNA from Musca domestica (house fly), 1272 nucleotides. Its product is annotated as nuclear factor NF-kappa-B p105 subunit. The record is from RefSeq and is a predicted model, not a curated record. The coding region runs from base 458 to 1159 and encodes 233 amino acids. The transcript has 2 exons. NCBI's taxonomy places the organism in Eukaryota, Metazoa, Arthropoda, Insecta, Diptera, Muscidae. Gene Ontology annotation, molecular function: protein binding.
UUUUGGAAUUUCAAUGGCUCAUGGCUUUACCCCGAGCUCAUUUUUCAAUAUUUGCCGAAUGGCAUAUUGGGGUAUGUUCAGCUCAUGAGUUAUUCUUCGGCCACGAUCAAGUUGCUUCUUUACUUUUCGAACCAUUUCUGAUGUUGCUGCUUUCUUCCAUCCACUUCCUUGACAUAUGUCGGACUACGCUACAAGUAUCGCGAUAACGAGCGAUGGUGCGAGACACAAAAGAUUUAUUCACAUUUAAAUGCUGGAGUGCUCUAACGAUAGCCACUUGUGGUUUUCCAGCCAAAUAUAAAGAAAUCACACUAUCACGCUUGAAUUCCAUCACGAAUAACUCUUUUUCUGGAACAUUCUCACCAAAAUGCUUUUGUACGCCUGUGCACAACAUAAUGAGCUGUCACUGGAAUAAUUUUAACAGCUGUCGGACGGGUGGCUUAGAAAUGACAGCAGUCUGAUGUUGGUUGCAGUUUUUCAUCUCACUCUCUAUGUGCAAAUUUUUGGAAAAUGUGGAAAUAUGGCUGAUUUAAACCAACAACUGAAGGUGGCCUUCAAGAAUUUCGCAUGUGACAUGAUUUUGGUCGGUCGCAAUGCACGACGUGAAAAUCUACUGCACUAUGCCUGCCAACAUAAUCUCCAUUUCUUGAUAGAACCGUUUGUCAUGCAAGGUUAUGCCCUGUGUCAACAGGAUAUCGAAGGACACACUGCUUUACAUGUGGCCAUCAUUAAAGGCCAUGACAACUGCCUGAAGGAAUUUCUACGGCUUUUUGAGAGGUGUAAAUGCCUGCACGAAGAUCAUCCCCUAAAGAGAAAUAUUGUCCGUUUGUUUUUCAUCUAUAGCCACAGAGGUUACACAGUACUGCAUGAGGCUGUGCGCGACAGGGGAAACAUUCCGUUCCCGUAUAUCAGGGGAAUGUUGGAAUUUGCCUUGGAAUUACAACUGGAUUUUCAAGAUAUGGAGAUUUUAGGUUCUGGCGAUACAUUACUGCAUUUGAUCGUGCAGCAUAAUCGCCUAGAAUUGGCCCAAAUAGUGUGUCAACGAAUACCCGAACUAUUGGAGCGGCCAAAUUAUGCUGGUACCGUGCCAAUGGAUGUGGCGCGCAUAACACCGGAAAUGCAAAGCCUAUUAAAAAAUGCAAUUUAUACUGGCCGAAAGUGAUUUUUUUGGGAUAUAGAACUCGAAGUUGAAACUGUCAAAUUUAAUAACUGUCUUGUAAAUAAAAUAAUAGUAAGCAAGUUUGCCGACAGUAUCAGUCGGUUUUGCCCCCUUGA